Dioszegia hungarica is the source of this 1431-nucleotide messenger RNA. Its product is annotated as putative mandelate racemase/muconate lactonizing enzyme. NCBI's taxonomy places the organism in Eukaryota, Fungi, Basidiomycota, Tremellomycetes, Tremellales, Bulleribasidiaceae. Gene Ontology annotation, biological process: carbohydrate catabolic process; amino acid catabolic process. Gene Ontology annotation, molecular function: magnesium ion binding; L-fuconate dehydratase activity. The transcript is spliced from 13 exons. The record is from RefSeq and is a predicted model, not a curated record. The coding region runs from base 1 to 1431 and encodes 476 amino acids.
AUGACCGGCUCCAAGAUCACAGGCUUCUCCGUCCAUGAUAUCCGCUUUCCCACCAACGUUAGCGGUGAUGGAACCGAUGCCAUGAAUAAGGAGUGUGACUACUCCGCAGCCUACAUUGAGAUCCACACGGAUGGCGACCUCAAGGGGCAGGGAAUGACAUUCACCAUUGGUCGUGGUAACGACAUUGUUAUGUACGCCAUCGAGGCGGUCGCGAACCGGAUAGUCGGCAUGGAGGUCGAGACGAUCUUUGGCGAUAUCGGCGCGUUCUGGACCUUCUUGGUCGGAGACCCCCAGCACCGAUGGCUCGGCCCAGAGAAGGGUGUCAUCCACCUCGCUACCGCCGCCGUCAACAAUGCCGUUUGGGACAUGUUCGCCAAGGCGCGUGGAAAGCCCCUGUGGAAGCUAAUCGUCGACUUUACGCCUGAAGAGAUGGUCAAAGCCGCUGCUUUCCGUUACAUCACCGACGCACUCACACCAGAAGAGGCGCUCAAGAUGCUCAAGGAGAAGGAGGCGGGUAAGAAGCAGCGGGAAGAGGAGGUCAAGAAGAUCGGGUACCCCGCUUACACCACUUCUGUUGGUUGGCUCGGAUACUCGGACGAGAAGGUCCGCCGUCUGACCAAAGAGGCGCUCAACCAGGGCUUCAACCACUUCAAGCUCAAGGUCGGUGCCGACGUCGAGGACGAUCUCCGCCGAGGCCGUCUCAUCCGCUCCAUCAUUGACGAUCCCGCAAAUAUGCCCGCUGGCCGCAAGAUUGAUCCCGCCACCAUCCAAGGGAAGAACGCCGGCCCAACAGGCUGUGUCCUGAUGGUGGAUGCCAACCAGGUUUGGGACGUCCCACAGGCCAUAGAAUACAUGAAGAAGCUCGAGCCGCUCAAGGUGUGGUUCAUCGAGGAACCUACCGCUCCUGAUGAUGCCGUCGGACACGCGGCGAUCAGGAAGGCGCUCAAGCCGCUCAACAUCGGUGUGGCGACUGGAGAGCACGCUCAUAACCGGAUGGUCUUCAAGCAGCUUCUCCAGCUUGACGCCAUCGAUGUUACCCAGAUCGACUCAUGUCGGGUCUCCGGCAUCAACGAGCUCCUAGCCAUUAUGCUCAUGUCCGCCAAGUUCGGCAAGCCCGUCUGCCCCCACGCCGGCGGUGUCGGUCUCUGCGAAUAUGUCAUCCACCUCUCCCUCAUCGACUACAUCGCCAUUUCAGGGGAUAUGACCCGGAAUGUCCUCGAGUUUGUCGACCACUUGCACGAGCACUUCAAAUACCCCUGCUCCAUCAACCCUCAGGGCCGGUACAAUGUCCCCCUGGACCCCAAGGAGGGCUACUCUAUCGAGAUGUUCGAAGAGUCCAUGAAGGAGUUUGCGUUCCCGGGGGGGACGUACUGGGUGGCGGCGGCGGCGGGGAAUGCGCCAAAGCCCAAGCACAGGGGCAUUGAGGAUUAG